AUGACCAUAGCACAAUGGCUAGCAGUAGACAAGGAAGCCACCAAGGAAGUCCAAGCUGGAUUAAGAUUUAUUCACGGAAGGAAAUCGCGAGCCAAGCCCAGUAAUCCAGUGCGGACAAAUCAAGUCGAUAAAGGCAAGGCCCCCGAAAGAGCAUUGCAAGUUAAUUAUCAAGGCAUAAUCACUGAAGGCCGAGACGAAGACAGUGUGUUUGCAGACACAGAGGAACGAUGGUCCACAGAAGAUGAAUUUUCCGAAAUCGACAGCGAAGACGACCACUAUUCAGGCUAUGAAUCCGACGACACGAUUUUCGAUUACCCAUACGAUCCAGAACGUUUACAGAAGGCCACCCCUCUUAUCGUACGUGCAAGCAUCAAGGGUCAAGAAAAAGAUUUUGUGGUAGAUACCGGAGCAGCCUGCUCACUGAUCAGUAAAGGCCUGGCGCAACGAUUGAAUCUACCGAUCAACAGCACGAAGUUUAGCGUGGAAUUGAUCACUGGUACAUACUCUGCUCUCAACAGAGUAUGCAAAAAUGUCUCUAUUCAAGUCGGCGGCAAGUUGCGACCUGAGCAUUUCCUAGUACUAGAACGCGACGAUGAUUUGAUCAUUUUAGGCAUGACAUGGUUUGAAGGGAUAAUUAUUAAAAGAGGUCUCAUAUUUUUAAUUUAUAUUUAA
Molecule: messenger RNA, 672 nt
Organism: Radiomyces spectabilis
Lineage: Eukaryota; Fungi; Mucoromycota; Mucoromycetes; Mucorales; Radiomycetaceae
Exons: 1
Coding region: 1-672 (223 amino acids)
Source: RefSeq, a predicted model, not a curated record